Molecule: messenger RNA, 1735 nt
Organism: Rhopalosiphum maidis (corn leaf aphid)
Lineage: Eukaryota; Metazoa; Arthropoda; Insecta; Hemiptera; Aphididae
Gene: Brf
Product: transcription factor IIIB 90 kDa subunit
Exons: 3
Coding region: 260-1735 (491 amino acids)
Biological process (GO): transcription by RNA polymerase III; transcription preinitiation complex assembly; DNA-templated transcription initiation
Cellular component (GO): nucleus; transcription preinitiation complex; transcription factor TFIIIB complex
Molecular function (GO): RNA polymerase III general transcription initiation factor activity; TBP-class protein binding; RNA polymerase III type 3 promoter sequence-specific DNA binding
Source: RefSeq, a predicted model, not a curated record
GUAAUAUCACAGAAUAGAUUAUGCGGUAGACAAUUUCCGAUAUUAAUACUUUCGACAUCGGCUGAUCAGUCGACAGCAAUCACCACUCAGCAGUGGCUUAGCGCAACACUAGCCAGUGAAAAUUCACUUCAUAGUUACUACUUAGUACUCCCCGUUCGGCUGUCUGCCUAAUCUCCAUUUUAUGGAGGCGUCUUGGCAGUGGUUAGUGCAGUGUGAUUUUACGUAAUAUAGAACGCGAAACUAAUUUAAAGCAGCAAUCAUGAAGUGUUCAGACUGUGGUUCUCUGAACCUGGAUUCCAGUGAUGGACCUACAGUAUGCAUGGAUUGUGGUGGAGUUAUGGACGAAUCACAUAUUGUCUCUGAAGUCCAAUUCGAAGAAACUGACCAUGGAUCCCGUGCUGUUGGACAGUUUUUAUCAUCUGAUUCUCAAGCUGCUAACUUUCACAACUUUGGUAGCGCUUUCCACCAUGGCAUGAAGCAACCAUCUCGAGAAAUGACUCAAGCCAAAGCUAGGCGUGGUAUACAAGUAUUAAGCAACAGUCUUAAUCUUAGUCCUCAAACUUUGGAAAACGCUUGCGUCUAUUACAAUAUGGCAUUGAAAAGACACUUUACGCGAGGAAGAAAGAAUGCUCUGAUCUAUGCAGCAUCUGUAUACAUAGCGUGCCGUAUGGAAGGCACCAUGCACAUGCUUUUAGAUGUAGCUGAUGCUAGUGAAGUUAAUGCAUUUGAACUAGGAAAGACAUACCUGAGAAUGAUGCAAACAUUGACUCUGACUGUGCCUAGUCUUGAUCCCAGUAUUUUCCUCAUGCGUUUUGUUAAUUCUCUAGAUUUUGGUGAUAAGACCCAUAUUGUGUAUACAACAGCAAUGCGAUUACUGCAAAGAAUGAUGAGGGAUUCAAUUCAUACAGGUAGAAGACCAUCUAGUUUAUGUGGUGCAGCUUUAUUGAUUUCAGGGCGUAUGCAUGAUUUUAACCGUACUACUGAUGACAUUAUUAAAGUUGUUCAUUGCCAUCAUGCCACUUUGAAGAAACGGUUACUGGAGUUUAAAGACACACCUUCCAGUAUGUUGUCAAUAGAAGAAUUUAUGACUGUUGACUUAGAAGAAACUCACGAUCCUCCAUCCUAUCGGGUAGCUCGUGCUAGAGAUAAGGAGCGCAUAGAUAAGUUUUUUGAAGCAAAUGAUAGUGAAAAAGUGAUUGAUGAAGUAAAAACUGCAAUUGAAAAAGAACUGAGUAAGAAAAAAAAUACUACAGUUUUAGGUGUCAACUUGGUAGAAAUUGCAGCAGCAGCACCCCCCGAACCUGGAAGUAGUUGUAAACCUGUCAAUGUAGGGCCUUCGUUAGAAAUUAUGGGUUUAUCUGAAAAUAAACGGUCUUAUGAAGAUGAUGACGAAGAGGAUUCAUUGUGUGAUGUUGUAAUAGAUGAAGACGAAAUAGAUUCUUAUAUUUUAUCUAAGGAAAGCCAUCAAAUCAAGAGAAACAUGUGGAUGAAAAUGCAUGGUACUGCUUUCAGAAAAAUGCAAUUGAGUAGAGAAGAAAGAGCAAAGAAUCCAAAGGUUAUUAGAGCUAAAGAAAAAAAAGCCAAAAACUCAUUACGAACACCAGCAAAGACGGCAGCUGAAGCUGUGGAACGAGUUUUGAAAAAGAAAAAACUAUCAUCAAAAAUCAACUAUGAUAUACUUGACAAUCUUGACAGUUUUGUUAAUUCUGAUUCCUCGUCCUUACCUGGACUAUAA